This is a messenger RNA of Orbicella faveolata, 1385 nucleotides long. Its product is annotated as E3 ubiquitin-protein ligase KCMF1-like. Gene Ontology annotation, molecular function: zinc ion binding. Gene Ontology annotation, biological process: synaptic signaling. Gene Ontology annotation, cellular component: plasma membrane. NCBI's taxonomy places the organism in Eukaryota, Metazoa, Cnidaria, Anthozoa, Scleractinia, Merulinidae. The record is from RefSeq and is a predicted model, not a curated record.
UUCCAUUUGUGGUUGACUGAUUGAUAGAACUUUACUAUGGAGGGGAAGCAUUUACAGCGGACCAGCCACAGUCCUUCACUUGCCCCUAUUGUGGUAAAAUGGGGUUUACAGAAACAGCUCUACAGGAACAUGUAGCCUCAGAGCACAGUGACACUUCCAUUGAAGUGGUAUGUCCUGUGUGCGCAGCCUUGCCAGGUGGCGACCCUAAUCAUGUGACAGAUGACUUUGCUGCUCAUUUGACACUAGAGCACAGAGCACCCAGUAGGCCGGAUAUGCUAGACGAGCGAGGUGAGCCCCCUCCUGUGCGGCACGUGAGACGUUUAUUUCAUCCAGCGGUUAGUGGGAGGAUACCGAGACCUCCACGACCACGAGCAACCAAUAUGCAUUUUGGAGGAUCUGGAGGCAGUGGUCUUUCCUCCUCUUCCUCCUCCUCUUCCACUUCUGCCCGUGAGAGCAUGGAUCCUAUAGCAGAGCUUCUGUCCCAGCUCUCUGGCGUUCGAAGACAAGCUCAGCAGCCCCAGGCUCCCAUGCCUAUGCAGUCACAGCUUCAGUUACUUCAACAGCAGUUACAGCUAGAAAGACAGCAAGUGCAGCAGACAAGGGAGCGGCUGGAAAGACUUCCAGCACGGAGGCAGAUGGCGGCAGCUGCUGCUGCUGCGGCGAGUAGCAGUGCGCCGACUACAUCGACGGUUAGCGCUCAAGAAAGCAGCAGUUCCCCAUCUUCUUCAUUUCUUCUUGCCAGGGCCAAUGAACCAUCAUUGUCCGAAGCCGAGCAGGAAACCCUAGAACGCGAGCGCGCAGACCGAAGCCUGUUCGUGCAGGAUCUUAUUCUGUCGACACUUGGAUCAGCAGCGUUUAGACGCAGAGCCCGUCCGAGCUCUUCAGUUCGGGAGACAACGGCUGGAUUUGCAAGUCUAACCCUACAGGAUAGCGCCGGAAUUCAGGCUAGUGCUAAUGAAAUGCGGGCAGAGGCCCAGGACUGUAAUGUAAUCGAACAGGACAUUACUGUUCAAGAUAUGGAGCUUAUAACACUGGAAACGGAGGAAGAUAAAGAUUCCUAGCGCAGGCAGGGAUUGUUGGUUUCAAUCAAAUUUUACCCUCCAUGUAGGUACAGAAAUGAAUUUUCAUUGACGUUAAUUCGCGGUUUGCCGUCGUUUUAGACCGUCGUGGAGAACGUGCACUCGCCCGACCCCAGCAAGAGGACAGACAAGAAGAAGAAGAGGCAGAGGCUAAGUUAUAAACGCCUUGGUCGCGCGUGUAAACAUAGCAUCAAUCUACCCUUGACGAAAUGCCGCAUCAUAAGAGAAUAGCUAUGAUUGCGCGCAUUUUUAUAGUUGGAGAAAUAAUUAGAUAGGGUUGGAAAAAAUAAAUUUUAAUGAAUGACA